This is a messenger RNA of Sorghum bicolor (sorghum), 1437 nucleotides long. RefSeq lists its product as uncharacterized. NCBI's taxonomy places the organism in Eukaryota, Viridiplantae, Streptophyta, Magnoliopsida, Poales, Poaceae. Bases 214 to 957 code for a protein of 247 amino acids. The record is from RefSeq and is a predicted model, not a curated record. The transcript has a single exon.
CUGUCGCCCUGUCUCCCUUAUAUUACCCCACACACCCACACCCCCAUCACCGCCUCCUCGAUCUCUACUACAGCUGACAGCGAGCUCCGGCCGGCACGCGCGGCGUUUCAAAUGCAACCAGAUCAGCUAGCUAGCUAGCUAUAGUAAUUAUAAGUAGGCGAGCAGUAGUAGUAGCUAGCUGGCCGACUGGGACGACGACGGAGGACGCCAUUAAUGGCGGCCGGGUGCAACUGCAAGGCGGCCAUCGGGUGCGUGGACGCGCGCGCGCCGGUGCGGGCAAGCUACGUGAGCCUGUACAAGUGGCCCGAGUCCGACGCCGAGUUCGUCAAGUCGGUGGCCAUGGCGCGGCGCCACGGAGGAGGAGGAGGAGGGCAGGAGAGCCCCGCCGCCAGCGCGUCGUACCACUACUACUACAACGGCAGUGGCAGCAUGCGGAACAGCGGCGAGCUUCUGACGCCGGCGGCGGGGUACUGCAGCCCCCGGGUGGUGGACAGCUACUCGUGCCGGCAGAUGUACCUCCGCAGCUACACUUUCUCCAAGAAGAAGGAGACGGUGCCGGAGCGCACCAUGGCGUGCCUCGGCCGCGUCAGGGAGCGCGGCGCCGCCGUGUUCCCGCUGUUCCUCCCGCAGCGGCAAGGCGGCGGCGGAGGGUCGUCGUCGUCCACGGCCGCCGCUGGCUCGGACGCCGGCUCCGUCGGCGGCAGCGCCAGCAACCGCAUUAUUCCUGCUGUUGCGCGCAGCGAGAGCCGCAGGGACGACGAUGUGCUGGGGCUCCGUGGCGGCAGCAAGCAGCAGGCGAGGCGGCGGAGGCGGAGGAAGAAGAAGAAGGGGUGCGCCGUGGUCAGGAGGCUGCACGAGGCGUCUUGCGUCGCCGUGCGCGCCAUCUUCCGCCGCCUCCUGGCUUGCACCACCAGCGUCGACGUCGCCGACGGCGCCAGUGCGCCUCCGCAGCCGUGAGCCGGCCGUGUAUGCCCAUGCAUGCAUGUUACGCGUGCUGUGUGCUGCUGCCAUCGGAGGUGCUCUGCGUCGUGCAUGCUGCUCGAUCUAUAGCUUUUGUUGAUUUUCUUCGUGUGCAUGCCUGCCUGGUUGCUACUAGCUAGUAGUAACAGUGAUUAAAUUAAAUUACUGCAUCCGUCUCCACUGCAGUAGAGAGUAGCAGGCAGUAAACACUAGUGAACAUGCAUGCAUGUAGUAGUGUGGACGCAGGUUAAAUCAGGGUGGAGACGAUCGUACGUACUGUAGUAAGUUAAUUAAUAUACUCAAUCUGUGCUUGUGUUAUUUAUUUAUUUGGUAUAAUAUAUGUAUACACUUGUUGUGCAUGGUUAUUAGUUAUUACAUUAAGACCAUACUUGCUACAGUUUUACUACUGGAACGAAACAAUUUAGAUGUGUCUAUAUAUCCGUCGCUCGAGUGAGAUGGAUCGCUCGAUUUUUUUUU